This is a messenger RNA of Ichthyophthirius multifiliis, 819 nucleotides long. Its product is annotated as short chain dehydrogenase reductase family protein, putative. The record is from RefSeq and is a predicted model, not a curated record. Lineage: Eukaryota; Ciliophora; Oligohymenophorea; Hymenostomatida. The transcript is spliced from 2 exons. Gene Ontology annotation, molecular function: oxidoreductase activity.
AUGGAAAUAUAAAAAGUUGUUAUAACAGGUGGAAACAGAGGUUUAGGUUAUAAUUUAGCACGUUAUUUAUGCAAACAGACCUAUCAUAAAUUAUUAAUAAUAUUAACUGCACGAAAUAAGUAAAAAGGUCGGAACGUUGUCAUAUAAUUAAAACAAGAGUUUCCUUACUGUAAUAUUAUAUACCAAUAUUUAGAUGUUUCUGAUAAAACCACAAUCAGAAAUUUCGUAGAUUGGUUAGAAAUAAAGAUCGGAAAAGUCGAUUUUUUAAUUAAUAAUGCAGGAAUCCAUGAAGGUUUUGGAGUUAAAGCUGAUCAUUUAUAAGCAUAUGAAAUUUUUAAUACCAAUUUAUUUGGACUUAUUGGUUUAACAGAAUAAAUGCUAUAAUGUUUAAGCUCGAAAGGAAAAAUAAUAUGCGUUUCUUCACGUUUAGGUUUAACAAUUUAGCAUGAUACAUAAAUAGAAAGUAUAUUAAGCAAUCCAAAGCUUAAUUAAAAAAAAAUAAUAGAAUUAGCCGAAGAAUAUAUAAAUAAAUUAAAAGAAAACUAGCUUUAAUAUUGGAAUUAAUCGCCCUUUGCAGCAAGUAAAAGUCUUGUAAAUGCAUAUAUAAGACAUGAUGUUAGUAAAAAAUUAGAAGAAUAACAAAUGGCAUUUAGUGUAUGCCCAGGUUGGUGUUAAACUGAAACUGGUGGAAGUAAAGCACCUUUUAGUUGUGAAUAAGGAAUCGAAAGUAUUAUAUAUUUAAUGUUUGAAGUUGAAUAUUAAAGUCAUAUAUUGUUUAAUGGUAAAUUUGUAGCUGAUAAAAAGAUUAUAAAUUAUUGA